Ornithodoros turicata is the source of this 4635-nucleotide messenger RNA. RefSeq names its product DNA polymerase alpha catalytic subunit-like (gene DNApol-alpha180). Bases 88 to 4449 code for a protein of 1453 amino acids. The record is from RefSeq and is a predicted model, not a curated record. Gene Ontology annotation, molecular function: nucleotide binding; DNA replication origin binding; single-stranded DNA binding. The transcript has 36 exons. Gene Ontology annotation, biological process: lagging strand elongation; DNA replication; leading strand elongation. NCBI's taxonomy places the organism in Eukaryota, Metazoa, Arthropoda, Arachnida, Ixodida, Argasidae. Gene Ontology annotation, cellular component: alpha DNA polymerase:primase complex.
AACACAACGAAUGAUACCCCUCAGGAUCUAGCGCCUCCCGUCUGAUGCUCCUGUGGGAACGAUACUUCACUGUGUGCGGCUUUUAACAUGGAUGACGAUUCAGAUUCGCUGGUAAGAGGACGAUCAAAACGACAGAGACCAGCCAAAGAUAAACGAUUUGCAGCUCUCGAACGGCUGAAACAAGUCAAGGGGGGCACACGGAGUAAAUACGAGCUUAAAGAAGAAGAUCUGGUGUACGACGAGGUCGACGAGAGAGAAUAUUCCCGCAUUGUUCAAGAGAGGCAGGGCGAUGACUGGAUUAUUGACGAUGAUGGAACCGGAUAUGUUGAAGAUGGACGAGAAAUCUUCGACGACGAUUCCGCAGAACCGUCUGAAGGUCGCAGACGUGAUAGUUCCUCUUCUGACAAGAGUAACAAGUUCCGUCCUCCUGGGUCGAAGAAACCUCCUCCAGGCAAGGCUGGUACAAUCAAGGCCAUGUUCAUGUCCGCACAGCCAAAGAAGAAAAAUGAUAAAGAAGUUAGCCUUGCUGAUGACACGCUCCUGGACAACAUCUUGGAAUCCGUGAAUGCUGGUAGUGAAAGCCAGUGUUCAUCACUCAAACCGAAAGCGCUGAAAAGGGCGGCGCCAAGUCCCAGGUCUCCAGUUAACCCAUUUGUGAAAAGACCCAGUCAGAGAUCGUCGUUUAGGGAGAGGGGUACGCCGCGUGUGAUCAGUUACAACACAAAUGAAACCAGCUACACAGCUUUAAAGCCAGCUGCACUGAAGGAAGAGAUAGAGGAUUUCGAUACGGAACCAGACACUGCAGUGUGUAAUACCAUCCCUGAAACCGAAGAGAAUGCUGUUGAUACGUCAAAGUCUUUGGACCUCAAAGACGAUACUUUCGAUUAUGAAAACAUGAGCGAAUUUCCUAUUGAUGACGAUAGCAUGGAUGCAACGACAGAAGUGAACGAUGCAAAAGUGCCUUUGAAUGUGAAAGUUGAACCAGAAGAAGAGAUUCAGGACUGGAUGAGCGAAUCUCAGGAUGAAGUCGUUCCCGAAGCUGUAAAUAUUGACACACUACCCGUUGUUCAAAAUCAAAAGGGAGAGACUGUUGUGGAAUUCUUCUGGCUCGAUGCCUAUGAGGACUACUUCAAGAGGCCCGGAGUCGUGCACUUGUUUGGCAAGGUCAAGGCCCCUGGAACGUCGCAGUACGUGAGCUGCUGCGUCGUCGUGCGGAAUAUUCCGCGGCACAUUUUUCUUUUCCCAAGGCCCUUUCACCUCGAUAAGAAAACAAAUAUGCCUACUGAGGAACCCGUCACCCUAAAGGACGUCUACGAAGAAUUCUCCUCGUUAGCUCAGAAGCAUCAUAUUGAGGAGUUCAGAACAAAGCCUUGUACGAAGAAGUAUGCAUUUGACAAGCCAAAUGUACCACAUGAGGCGGAGUACUUAGAAGUUCUUUAUCCUGCCCACUUUCCAGAGUUACCAGCAGACCUUUCGGGAAAAACAUUUAGCUAUGCUUUUGGCGCAAACACCUCAAGCCUUGAAUCUGUGCUGGUUAAUCAGAGGCUUAUGGGUCCGUCGUGGCUAGAGUUAAAGAAUCCAAGUACACCAAGUGCUCCUGUCAGUUGGUGUACAAUGGAGGUGCAACUUAACAGCCCAAAUGACAUACUCGUUCCAAGUACAUCACAGCCACCACCCCCACUGGUCAUUGCAUCAAUCAGCUUAAGGACACUAACGAACCCGACAACUCACCAAAAUGAAAUAGCUGCUGUUUCAGUGUUAGCACACAGUGCAUUCCCUAUUGACAAGCAAGCACCUUCACCGUUAUACCAGUUACACUUUUGUGCACUGACCAAACCGAGUGAGAUGAUCUUUCCGUUCGACCUGAAGACAGCCCUGUCGAAGUACAAAGGAACCAAGGUUGAAGUCAUGGACUCCGAGAGAUCUCUCAUCGUGUACCUCAUUGGGAGGCUUCACAAGCUAGAUCCUGAUAUAUUAGUGGGUCACGAUAUACAGAACUUCGACCUGGAUGUGCUCAUGCAUCGUAUGACUGCAAACAAGAUUCCCAAUUGGUCCCGUAUUGGGAGGUUAAAACGGAAUGUGCUUGCCAGUGGUAAAGUUGACAAGCACCUGACACCAGGACGUCUCGUUUGUGACAUAAAAGUGUCAGCGAAAGAGCUGAUUCAGAGCAAGAGCUAUGAAUUGACGGAACUGGUGAAGACCCUCCUAAGCCUAACCAGAGUAGAAUUGAGCUCCGAUGAAAUCAAGGGCAUGUACAGCACCUCCACUCAGUUGCUACGGCUUGUGAACAUGACCAUGUUGGAUGCUGACUACAUCUUGCGCCUCAUGAGCGACCUCAACGUCCUUCCUUUGGCUCUGCAGAUUACCAACAUUGCAGGGAACCUCAUGUCGAAAACGCUGCUUGGAGGCCGGUCACAGAGGAAUGAGUAUCUCCUGCUACACGCCUUCAGUAAUCGCAACUACAUAUGUCCUGACAAGACAUUUAAGAAACAAGCAGCCAAGAAUGUGAGAGAAGAAGACGAUGAGCUCCAGGCUUCUGCAACAAAAGGAAAAAAGAAAGGACCCUCUUAUAGCGGAGGACUCGUGCUUGAGCCAAAGAAAGGUUUCUAUGACACAUACAUCCUGCUGAUGGACUUCAACAGUCUGUACCCUUCAAUCAUUCAAGAGUACAACAUUUGCUUCACUACGGUCAGCCUGUGUAAACCUGAUGGUAGUAGGGAUGAUGACUAUGUCCCAGACCUGCCAAGUUCCACUUCGGAGCAAGGUGUACUGCCAUCAGAAAUUCGUAAACUUGUCGAAAGCCGGAGGCAGGUGAAGUCCCUCAUGAAGGCAUCUGACGUCACUCCAGAUCUGCACAUGCAGUAUGACAUCAGGCAGAAAGCUUUGAAAUUGACAGCGAACAGCAUGUACGGCUGUCUUGGGUUUGUCAACUCCCGUUUCUAUGCAAGACCACUGGCAGCUCUAAUCACAAGCAGAGGUAGAGAGAUCCUCAUGCAAACGAAGGAUGUGGUGGAAAAUAUGGGGCUAGAUGUUAUCUAUGGAGACACAGAUUCCAUCAUGAUUAAUACAAAUUGCAGAGAUUUAGCACAGGUCACAAAGCUUGGAAACAAGGUGAAAGCCGAGAUCAACAGGUACUACAAGCAGUUGGAAAUCGACAUCGAUGGCAUUUACAAGUCAAUGCUUUUGUUGAAGAAGAAAAAAUAUGCUGCUCUCAUGAUCUCUGUUUCACCCAAAAAUGUAAUCUCAACUGUGAAACAGCUUAAAGGUCUGGACAUUGUGCGCCGUGACUGGUCUGAGCUCUCAAAAAAGUCUGGGGAAUACGUGAUAGAUGAAAUCCUUUCCGACAAAUCUCGCGAUGACAUCCUUGAGAAUAUUACAUCGUAUCUGGUGGAGCUUACCCGCAAAGUGAAAAGCGACGAGGUGCCCAUUGCUGACUAUGCAGUCACAAAGCAACUAACCAAGAACCCAGAAGACUAUCCUGACAAGAAAAAUUUAAGCCACGUACAAGUAGCACUCCGCUUAAAUUCGAAAGGUGGAAAGAAGCUCAGACAUGGGGACACUGUGACGUACGUUAUCUGUGAGGAUGGGAGCACGUUACCGGCUGUACAACGGGCGUAUCACCUAGAAGAACUCAAAACCAACCAAACUCUGAAAAUAGAUAAGCAGUACUACUUGGCACAACAGAUCCAUCCGGUUGUGUCUCGGAUCUGCAGCCCUAUUGAGGGCAUGGAUGCUGCCAUGAUAGCUGAGCUGCUAGGUCUUGAUGCUUCCCAUUAUCGGCAGUACACGCGGCAACAAGACGACGACGACGUGUCUUAUAGAAUGAGCGAAGUGGGCUCCGUAACCUUGGACCAUUACAACCAGUGCGAAAGGAUAACAUUCCAUUGCCCUGCAGAAGGCUGUUCGGGUAUGGUUACUGUGGAAGAACUGUUUCAAAAAAUGAGUGGAAGCACACAAUUCGUCCUUGCUGAAUGCCCGGAAUGCAAAAUACCACUACAGAACUACCUUGCAGCAUUGUGCAACCAGCUGACAUUAUUUAUACGAUCAACAAUAAAAAAAUACUAUAUGGGCUGGCUGGUGUGCGAGGACACUACUUGUGGUCACAGGACACGUCGCGUCCCAAUGAAGUUUUACCAAGCUUCCCCACUUUGUGCUGCCUGUGAGAGGGCUGUACUUCGGCUGGAGUUCGGAGAUUUCAAGAUGUACCAGCAGCUGAUGUACUUCAAGAAAUUGUUCAGCUUCGAAAGGGGUGUUGCCACACUUCCAGAUGCCGAAAGAAAGUCCCAGCUAGCGACGUGUCCCGAGUACGAGCGAAUAUGCCGGCAUCUACAACAAGUUGUGAUGAAGUUCUUGGCUCGGAACGGAUACAAUAUAAUCGACAUCGGUCGUGUCUUCUCCGGAUUGUACCAAUCGAUGGAGACGCCUAAUCCGUCUACAUCGUCUUCAUAGUUUUUUCCAGUUUUGCGAAUAGUACAAUGUCUGCAUACGUUUUGAUACAGUUUUUAAUGUGCUGGUUUCCCACUCGCCACUUUUGUGGCCAAUGGUUCUUGUAUUCACUCUUUACAUGUCUUUUUUACUUGCACAUCUUUUGUAAAGUUUUGUAGUGAAAUUGUAUAAAGCACGUAACGGAAAGUA